CGUCACAUAGAGAGAUACAACCAUCAAUAGCUGCUACACCACUUAUCACACAUUAACAUAACUAGCUACUAAAAGCUAACUUGGCUAGCUGCUUGUGUUGCCUUUGAUUAAUUACAUAUUCGAUAUAGUACGCUUGACGAAAACAAAAGCGGGACUCGAAAGACAACACAUAAAGGCACGCGCCUUACGGUCUCACUCUCACAGCUUCACGGCUACUCCUUGCAUUCAGCUGGCAGGCUAUUUUAGCUAGCUAGCGGAACCAACGAUAGCGAGCUCUGUUCAGGCUAGCGUCAGGCUAGCCAGCUAGCUAGCUAGCUACUAACGUCGGCAACGGUGGUUAGCAAACUGGCUAGUAACUUGCGUCAUGGAUGAACUAGUCGUGGAAGUGCGAGGGGCAAGUGGUGCCUUUUAUAAGGCCUUUGUGAAGGAUGUUCAUGAAGGAUCAGUUACUGUGGCGUUUGAAAACAACUGGCAGCCAGAGCGCCAGAUCCCAUUUCAGGAUGUGCGAUAUCCUCCUCCAACAGGGUUCUGCAAAGAGAUCAAUGAGAGUGAUGAGGUUGAGGUUUAUUCCAGGGCUAAUGACAAGGAGCAGUGUGGAUGGUGGCUGGCAAAGGUUCGCAUGGUCAAAGGAGAGUUCUAUGUAAUAGAGUACGCUGCAUGUGACGCUACAUUAAAUGAGAUAGUCACACUGGAGAGGUUACGACCAGUCAACCCGAAUAAACCAGCCACGAAAAAUUCCUUCCUCAAGAUCAGACUGGACGUACCUGAGGAUCUACGGCAGAUGUGCUCAAAGGAAUCAGCACACAAAGACUUCAAGAAGGCUGUGGGAGCAUUCAGUAUCACGUAUGACUCAGAGAAAAAGCAGCUGGUCAUCUUGUCUGUGAAUGAGGUCACAAUGAAGCGGGCCAGCAUGAUCAGCGACAUGCACUUCAGGAGCCUCCGCACCAAACUCUCUCUCAUGCAGAGGAAUGAAGAGGCCAGCCGACAACUGGAGAGUUCCAGACAGCUUGCAUCUCGGUUUCAUGAGCAGUUUACUGUUCGAGAUGAUUUAAUGGGUCUGGCCAUUGGAACUCAUGGUGCCAACAUCCAGCAAGCUCGAAAAGUCCCUGGAGUCACUAACAUAGACUUGGACGAAGAGACUUGUACCUUCCACAUAUAUGGAGAGGACCAGGAGGCUGUCCGUCUUGCAAGGUGUUUCCUGGAGUUCUCUGAAGAUGUCAUCAAAGUUCCCCAGAAUUUAGUAGGGAAGGUGAUUGGCAAGAACGGUAAACUGAUCCAGGAAGUGGUUGAUAAGUCUGGUGUGGUACGAGUUCGUAUUGAGCCUGAAAAUGACAAAAAGACAUCUGUGGUUGUGGCGGCAGCAGCAGCAGCAGCAGCAGCAGCAGCAACAACAUCAACAUCAGCAGCAACAGAUGAGGUAAUGGUGCCAUUUGUAUUUGUGGGGACCAAGGAAAGCAUCUCCAAUGCUACAGUGCUGUUGGAUUACCAUCUCAACUACCUUAAGGAAGUGGAUCAGCUUCGUCUGGAGCGCCUUCAGAUCGAUGAGCAGCUGCGACAGAUAGGCGGGGGAGGUGGAGGAGGAGGAACAGGACUCCGAAACCCUAAAGACAAAACCUAUGUGUUCGAUAAUGGGAUGGGGAGAGGAGCAGGUGGAGGAGGAGGGAAGCCCUACAUCGGCGGUGGAGGACGAGGUGGACGAGGGAGAAGAGGAGGCGGAGCAGCUUUUGCCUCAGGCACCAACUCGGAGGCAUCCAACGCCUCAGAGACGGAGUCCGACCACAGAGAGGAGCUCAGUGACUGGUCGCUGGCUCCCACUGAGGAGCUCAUGACAGGAGGCGCAUCCAUGCCCAGACGAACAGACGGAAGGAGGAGAGGAGGAGGCGGCGGAGGACCAAGAGGACGAGGGGCAAGAGGAAGAGGAGGGCACAGAGGUGACGACAUGCAGUGGGGUGAUCCAAGACCUCGUCAUAUCAGAGACCCCAAGCCUAGAGUACAGGAAGACAGCCUACAGAACCGUUUAGAUGGUAACAAUGAGAGGAGCAUGCCGCACUCGUCAGGGGGUCGAGGAGGAGGAGCUUCCUCCUCUCAGACUGGCCUCAGUGCUGCUGGCGAUGGCCCGUCCCGUCAUCAUCACCAGAGACCCAUCAGAGACCGGGGGAUGAAGAAGGACAAACAGGACGCUCCUCCACUGGUGAACGGAGUGUCGUAGAUACACCGCUGGAGGACAUUUUCAUUCACAUAUACACACAUUCAGAAAGGCCCAGUCCCAAUGUCCACCCUCACAGACUCACAGACUUUAAAGCAUGUCCACGGUCAGUCCGUGAGCGCUUAGGACUGUCCACUGUGAGCUAGUCAUGUGGUCAUUUUAAACACUUGACGGCCACUUUUCCGUAAGUCUUUAUUUCUACAGAUUCUGCCAAAGGGAAUUACCCACAGUUCAUAGUAAGUGGGUCACAAAUCAAUCACCACCCAACUGAAAAAAAGCUUGGGGCUGCAUCUUUAAAUCUAUAAAUCGAUUCAUAAAUUAAUAGCCAACUUUUUUGACAAUUGAUUUAUCAGUUUGAGGGUUUUUUUGUCUAUAAAUAAUAAGAGAUUCAGUGACUUAAAUGUGAAUAUUUUCUAUUAUUUUGCUCCAUGAUAUGAGACCAGUCAGGCAGGAAAGUAAUGAACAGAUUAGUUGAUAGUGAAAAUACCUUUUAGUUGCAGUUUGCUGUUUAUAAAUAAAACAUUGAUUUUAAUUUUUGCACAAUUUAACUCAAGUGUAAAUCCUUGAAUUAAAAUGAAACCACACAAUUUCACAUCGUUAAGGAAAAGUAAUAUGAAGCAUAAAAUGUUGUGUCCUAUUCAAAUUGAAGUCAUUACAUCAGGUGAUCUCAACAGAGUCUAUGAGGGUUUAAGGGUUUAUGGGGAACAUUGGGAUUUGGCCAAACACACAGGCAAGUGGUCAUAAAUCAUUGUAGAAUCUCCGUUUCUUUCGCUUUUUCUUUCUGUGUCUUUGUUAAACCCAUGAAUACACGUUUCAUCAGCAUGAUAGUUUACUGUAAUGAUGUCGCGGACCACCGGUCGUCUGGCAUCUGCUGAUCUGGUCUUGAAGUGAACUGGUCUGGGCUCUUUUUUUCCCCCUAGUAUUUUACGUUGUUCUGAAGUGACGAAUAAAAGUCAGUACUUUUUUUGGGACAAAAAGAAAAGAAGAGGAGGAAUUUCUUAUUAAGGCGUCAUUUCAAAACAUGCUCCGCCCCCCAUCAACCUCAAAUAUGUUUGUUUGUUUUUGUCAAUUCCCAAAAUUAGAUACUUUAAAAAAGGAAAAUAAACAAGGAAGAACAGUCACUUCUUGGCAGGAUGAAACGUGUUUGUUAUUUUAAUAUUCUAGAUUAAUUUUAAUUAAAGUGGGGGCUUGCACAGCUCAGCAACACAGUUUAUGAAGGUGACCACACUGUUUACAGAUCACUUUUAUUUUUCUUCAAAUGGGGAACAGGCAUAGCUGGACACUUAGGAUUCACUCAGCGCGUGAGUGAGUGAUUUACCAGUCUCGUCCUGUCUCUCGUGUUUUGUUUCCUGUUGCCCACUUAAUGUAAAACUCUCAUUGUCGUUCUCUUUGACUGUCAGACCGAGCAUGGAUUUAAAAAAAAGUCCACAGCAGGACAUAGUGAUGGAGAAACAUAAAUCUGAGGCACUUUGACAUUGAUGUACGGUUAAAGACACAGAAGACAAGAGUCUCCAGCUGGUUGCAAAUGUGAUGAACUGCUCCCCUAUUUAAAAUGAAUAAUUCAUUCAUCCCUUGAGCUGGCUGUCACGUCGUUAGGCCCACACUUAGCUGCUGUAUUGACGGCAAAUAACAAAAUGCAGCAAUAAUAAAUCUAACCGUAUCAACAUUGGCACGAAGGCUGAGGCAGAGAAAGGCAGAUUGAUCCGGAGUUGUUUCCGUUUACAGUUAACUAAGCUGUAUGUUAAAUUAGCGCCGCAACAAUAUCAAAGUAGAUCUCCUGCAUUUCCUUAAUUUAUGAAAAACUUUGUAUUUAACUUUAUUUUUUUCUGUUUUUGCUCUUAGUGUUUCGAGUAUCAGUGUAGAGGAAACACAUUAAUGUAAUUCCUUGAUACAAUAAAAACUUGUUAUAAGUUUUA
Messenger RNA from Solea senegalensis (Senegalese sole), 4122 nucleotides. RefSeq names its product FMRP translational regulator 1 (gene fmr1). The record is from RefSeq and is a predicted model, not a curated record. Gene Ontology annotation, molecular function: mRNA 3'-UTR binding; translation regulator activity; protein homodimerization activity. The coding region runs from base 365 to 2209 and encodes 614 amino acids. Gene Ontology annotation, biological process: regulation of dendritic spine development; regulation of filopodium assembly; regulation of mRNA stability. NCBI's taxonomy places the organism in Eukaryota, Metazoa, Chordata, Actinopteri, Pleuronectiformes, Soleidae. The transcript is spliced from 15 exons. Gene Ontology annotation, cellular component: presynapse; dendritic spine; postsynaptic density.